Coregonus clupeaformis (lake whitefish) is the source of this 1807-nucleotide messenger RNA. RefSeq names its product LIM/homeobox protein Lhx6. Gene Ontology annotation, molecular function: DNA-binding transcription factor activity, RNA polymerase II-specific; RNA polymerase II transcription regulatory region sequence-specific DNA binding. Lineage: Eukaryota; Metazoa; Chordata; Actinopteri; Salmoniformes; Salmonidae. Gene Ontology annotation, cellular component: nucleus. The record is from RefSeq and is a predicted model, not a curated record. The coding region runs from base 494 to 1642 and encodes 382 amino acids. The transcript has 9 exons. Gene Ontology annotation, biological process: neuron differentiation; forebrain neuron development; regulation of transcription by RNA polymerase II.
CCCCUCCAAACAAGGGGCGCAACUAAACUUUCACUUCAGAUGAGUUGCACUUGGAGAGACUGUACCCUGCCCCGCUCUAGUUGUGUCUCGCGUUCUUGCAGAUCUGGCGCAAACCUGCAAACCCAUCCACAUCCUGUAGUCAGCAAUUCCAUCCCUAACGGAGGAAAACAAAGUGGAAGGAAGAAUUUUACUAAGUGUUCUAAAUAACGCGUUCUAACGAGCAACCUCCACUUGGCCGUCCGUCCGCAACACCCACGAGCUCCGUCAUAUAGAUAGGCUAGCGUAACUUCUUAUGCUUUAUAUAGUGUGUGUGCUGGGAGGCCGUUGCGUCGAUCGUGGUGUAGAAGGAAAACACGCUGUAGGUGCAAAACAAGAAGUGUAUUAACCCCGAAGAUCCAUGGCACGGAGGAUACCAUUGACGCUCAAUUUUUUUGCAUGAAAGUGAAAUCAGAAUACCAAGUGCUUAGGCUAUAUCAGAAUACCAAGUGCUUUCAUGUAUUGGAAAAAUGAGGUUUUGGCCCCUCUACCAGAGGGAGAUCAGGUUUUAUCCGAAGGAAUUCCCGCAAAACAGGUGAUUUCUCCAGGAAUGCAGCAGAGUGCACCGGGUGCCUCGCGCUGUGUGGAAGCCAAACACGGACACGUCAUGUCUCACUCCGACGGAGAAUCCCACAGAUCGAACAUGGAGAGAGAGGACACGCGCUCCUCCCCGAGUCCCCCCUCUACUCCGUCUAUCUGCUCGCCUACUUCCACCGCCUCCUCCGUGCCGUCCACCGGGAAGAACGUGUGCGCGAGCUGCGGUUUGGAGAUCCUGGACAGAUACCUUCUCAAGGUGAAUAACUUGAUCUGGCACGUGAGGUGUCUGGAGUGUUCUGUCUGCCGGACGUCAUUGCGUCAACACAACAGCUGUUACAUCAAAAACAAAGAGAUCUUCUGUAAAAUGGAUUAUUUCAGUAGGUUCGGUACAAGGUGUGACCGGUGCAGACGCCAGAUAUACGCCAGCGACUGGGUGCGUCGGGCCAAGGGCAACGCCUACCACUUGGCGUGCUUCGCCUGCUUCUCCUGCAAGAGGCAGCUGUCCACGGGGGAGGAGUUUGGCCUGGUGGAGGAGAAGGUGCUCUGCAGGAUCCAUUACGACACCAUGGUGGAGAACCUCAAACGGGCUGCCGAGAGCGGUAGUGGGCUCACUCUGGAGGGGGCAGUGCCAUCAGAACAGGACAGCCAACCCAAGCCUGCCAAGAGAGCACGCACCUCCUUCACUGCUGAGCAGCUGCAGGUGAUGCAGACUCAGUUUUCACAGGACAAUAACCCUGACGCACAGACUUUGCAGAAACUGGCGGACAUGACAGGUCUAAGCAGGAGAGUCAUACAGGUUUGGUUUCAAAACUGCAGAGCAAGACACAAAAAGCAUACCCCCCAGCACAGCGGACCUCCGCAAGGCCACCCCCAGUCCCGGAUGCCCUCCUCGCUGCCUGACGACCUGCAUUACUCCCCCUUUGGCAGUUCUGAGAGGGCGCGCAUGGUGGCCCUGCACGGAUACAUCGACAGUGAGUGUUACAUAGGCCACCCGUUCUCUGUUCUAGCGACACAGAGCCUGAACCCCCAUCAAUCCAUGUCACUGUCCCAGCUACCCCUCAGCCGCUAACUAACGGACGCUGCCGCCAUCACCCCUGACCUCUGACCAUGAACCCUGACCUCCCAUCAGCAACCUCCAUUCACAGACUCGACCCCAGUGGUCAAACAUGAUGACUUACAGAGAGGAUGAAGAUUCGAUGAGAGAGAGAGAGAGAGAGAGAGAGAGAGAGAGAGA